GUGAGUGGGAUGGUCCAGAGUUGGGUCCAGUCUCUGCACAGUAAGACUACUAGACGGUCCAACUGAAGUGAAGUAUUUAUGCAGCUUACAAGGUACUGAGUAUUUCCUGUGAAGUACUCAGUGUGGUGCUGGUACCAUGGACUCUGAGGUUCCCCCCACGCUCUCUCUCGUCUCUGUGUUGUCUCUGCUGGGCUGUAGCCUCCAGCUGCUGGUGGCUGCCCUCCUCACACACAGGUAUGGUGGGCGGAGCUCCAAGACGGACUGGUGGAUCCUGCUGUGGUUGUUCUAUGAUGUCAUCGUCCACCUGACGCUGGAGGGUCCAUUUGUUUACAUGUCUCUGGUUGGGACAGUGGAGACAUCUGAAGGGCCUCUGGCUGAACUCUGGAAGGAGUACGGUAAAGCAGACAGUCGCUGGUUGGUUUCUGAUCCAAACAUCGUCUCCUUGGAGAUUUUGACGGUGGUCCUGGACUCUCUGCUAGCUCUGCUGCUGAUACAUGCAGUGCUCAAUGACAAGUACUACAGACACUUCCUGCAGAUCACUCUGAGCGUGUGCGAGCUGUACGGCGGCUGGAUGACCUUCUGUCCUGAUUGGCUGCUGGGCAGUCCUCACCUGGACACGUCCAACCCGCUCUACCUGUGGGUCUACCUGGUCUUCUUUAAUGGACUCUGGGUCCUGGUUCCAGUUCUGCUCCUGGUCCAGUCCUGGUUGUGUCUCCAGAGUCUUCAUGCAGUCAAAGAAGACAGAACGGCCCAGAAGAAGAAGAAGCUGUAGACGAUGAUCAGGAGCCUUUCACUGUUUGAGCUCAUCGUUUUCUCAGACUGGUGACAGAAAUUAUUUUGUAGCAGGAAGGAACAAAUCAGACAGCAGGAUCAUCACUAAAACCUUUAUUAAUCUCUAUAAAUAAAAUCUUGAGGUGAAACAAG
Molecule: messenger RNA, 924 nt
Organism: Gambusia affinis (western mosquitofish)
Lineage: Eukaryota; Metazoa; Chordata; Actinopteri; Cyprinodontiformes; Poeciliidae
Gene: ebpl
Product: EBP like
Exons: 4
Coding region: 137-772 (211 amino acids)
Biological process (GO): sterol metabolic process
Cellular component (GO): membrane; endoplasmic reticulum
Molecular function (GO): cholestenol delta-isomerase activity
Source: RefSeq, a predicted model, not a curated record